AAUGAAUAGAAAUUAUGGAUAAGUGGAAUUUGCAGUUUAAAUAAUGGAAUAAGAACAAGAAGAUUAACCUUAAUCUUUUUUUAAGCUUGAAGUGGGAAUUGAAGAUUGUUUACACUUAGAUUUUGAACACUUUAAAUCAAGAUACAAUUUAAUGGAUGUUGUGACAGGGAAUGUGAACUUUUAUUUAGUUUAAAUAAAAAUAAAGUAUAUAGAGUUAACUGUGAUUCGUAAAAGAGUAGAUUGGAUCAGGUACAAAUUAGUAAACUGAAAAUGAUAUACUUGUGAAAUAUGAAU
Messenger RNA from Paramecium primaurelia, 294 nucleotides. The record is from the annotation of a GenBank genome assembly. NCBI's taxonomy places the organism in Eukaryota, Ciliophora, Oligohymenophorea, Peniculida, Parameciidae.